Molecule: messenger RNA, 4070 nt
Organism: Sinocyclocheilus rhinocerous
Lineage: Eukaryota; Metazoa; Chordata; Actinopteri; Cypriniformes; Cyprinidae
Product: activated CDC42 kinase 1-like
Exons: 15
Coding region: 639-3923 (1094 amino acids)
Biological process (GO): negative regulation of epidermal growth factor receptor signaling pathway; signal transduction; protein phosphorylation
Molecular function (GO): protein tyrosine kinase activity; protein binding; protein serine/threonine/tyrosine kinase activity
Source: RefSeq, a predicted model, not a curated record
AAAACACAACAAAACGAAAAAAACGGUACCUUUUCUAACUCAGCAGACCACAGAAGUACUAAGGGACAACUUUGUCUGGGCAUUGCAGCUCUUCUGAUUCUCUUAUCACUUCCACUGUGGCUGUCAUCUGAGCGAGGGAAUCGGGAAUAGAAGAAACUGUUCUAUUAAUAGCUGGCUGGUGGACUGAGCGGAUGGAUAGAGGAAUGGACAACUGAGGAAAAUGACUCGAAUACAUUCUGCAAAAUCUUUUUCAGACAUACAACAAGGAGGACAUCACCUCACACUUCUUGUGACUUGCUUCAGAGCACACUUUGUUUUGGGAUGUUCUAACUAGGCUGCCAAGUGAACAUUUUCCUUUGGUAGACCUCUCUCUCUAGUGUUUUCUUGCCUUGCCCCACAAAGUCCCCCACAUACAAGUUCUCCAUGCUAACGCUGAGCUUCGGUUAAAGGAGCUUAAUGUGGAUUGCCCCACGAUGGAAUAUAGUAUGACGGCUGUACACGUUCAGGAGACUUUCCAACUGAGGAGACCUUCAGAGUUUUGGAGCUGUCUCUCUAUUUCGAACCCUGUUCUCCAGCAAAAGAGUCUCAGACGAUUAGGCUGAACUUGACGUUUUGUGGAUUUUCUCUUAGAACUCAAUAUGCGUCGUUUUGACAAGCUCAAAAAAUCAUUUCCAUUUCUUGCUCAUUUUCAUGUGUACAGAAAGUUGGGCAGCAGUAUGCAGUGUGAAGAGGGCACUGAGUGGCUGCUGGAGCUGCUGAUGGAAGUGCAACUGCAGCAGUACUUCCUGCGCAUCCGUGAUGAGCUCAACGUUACACGUCUCUCACACUUUGACUAUGUGAAGAAUGAGGACCUGGAGAAGAUCGGUAUGGGCCGGCCCGGGCAAAGACGGCUGUGGGAGGCAGUGAAGAGGAGAAAAACCAUGUGCAAGCGCAAGUCUUGGAUGAGCAAGGUGUUCAGUGGCAAGAGACCAGAAGGAGACUUCAAUCCCCAGCCGGCCAGUACGUUCCGAAAACUCACUGCCACACCUCCUCCAGUGGAUGGCCAGCAGCAGGCCCUCACCUGUCUCAUAAGUGAGAAAGACCUGGCCCUCUUUGAGAAACUAGGCGAUGGCUCCUUCGGUGUGGUCAAGCGCGGAGAGUGGUUCACACCAAAUGGAAAAGUGCUCAAUGUGGCAGUGAAGUGUCUGAAGACAGACGUGCUCAACCAACCAGAUGCUCUGGACGACUUCAUCUGUGAGGUCAAUGCCAUGCACUCUCUUGACCACCAGAACCUCAUCCGUCUCUACGGAGUAGUCCUCACACACCCCAUGAAGAUGGUGACUGAGCUUGCGCCUCUCGGCUCCAUGCUGGAUCGCUUGCGAAAGACCCUGGGCCAUUUCCUCAUUUCCACUUUGAGUCACUACACCAUCCAGAUAUCCAAUGGCAUGGCCUACCUAGAGUCCAAACGCUUCAUCCACCGAGACCUGGCCGCCAGAAACAUCCUCCUGGCUUCCAGUGAGCAGGUCAAAAUUGGUGACUUCGGACUGAUGAGGGCGCUGCCUAAGAAUGAUGACCAUUACGUCAUGCAAGAGCAUCGCAAAGUCCCAUUUGCCUGGUGUGCUCCAGAAAGCCUGAAGACACGCACGUUUUCUCAUGCCACAGACACAUGGAUGUUUGGUGUGACACUUUGGGAAAUGUUUACCUACGGUCAGGAGCCGUGGCUGGGUCUAAAUGGUAGUCAGAUCCUCCACAAAAUAGAUAAGGAGGGUGAAAGACUGCAUAAGCCUGAGGACUGUCCUCAGGACAUCUAUAAUGUCAUGAUGCAGUGUUGGGCUCAGAAACCAGAUGACAGGCCCACCUUUGUGGCUCUAAGGGAAUUUCUAGUGGAGACCAUGCCUACAGACAUGAGGGCCCUGCAAGACUUUAAUGAACCUGACAAGCUUCAAAUCCAGAUGAAUGAUGUCAUUACCAUCAUAGAGGGCAGGGCAGAGAACUACUGGUGGAGAGGUCAGAACAAGCGUACCCUAAAGGUUGGUCAGUUUCCCAGGAACACAGUCACGUCAGUGGCAGGUCUUUCUGCCCAUGACAUAAGCCGUCCACUCAAGAACAGUUUCAUUCACACGGGCCAUGGAGACACUAAUCCUCACCGCUGCUGGGGCUUCCCUGACAGGAUCGAUGAUCUUUAUCUUGGGAAUCCUAUGGAUCCUCCAGAUGUGCUGCGGCUGGAGCUGAACUCUGCCAGACCAACUCAACUCCCUGGACGCACUAAGAAGGAGCCUCCCCCUCGGCCCCCUCAGCCAUCUUUGCUGGUUAAGAAACCCUCCUACGAUGCUGUUGCUGAGGACGAGGAUCAAACUUCAUCAGGCCUUCGGCGGCUCUCUUUGAAGAAGGGACUUAAGCUCAAACCAGCUGCCUGGGUCUGUGCUACCAAAUUAGGUGAUCGUUCCACAUACAGUGUGCGGACUCCAGGGGGCUGCACUCCCACAGAAUUCUCUCUCAUAGACUUUGGAGAAGAGUUUCCAUCGGCCACACCUACACCCUCUCCUGUGGUGGAGCUUCAAAUCCCAACCCUGGCUAAACUGGCACUUGAAGCAGAGAACAUUUUAGACAGAACUCCUCCUCAGAGCCCCUCACGCUCUCUACCCCGCCCCCUUCACCCUACCCCAGUGGUGGACUGGGUUGCCCGGCCCCUCCCUCCACCCCCAGCCUAUGACGAUGUAGCACAAGAUGAGGAUGACUUUGAAGUAAGCUCCAUCAACAGUGCAGAAUGUGGAGCUGAUGAACCAUGCUCUCUACGUACGUCCUGCACUCCCACUGGAGAGUGUAAAUCUCAUGUAGAAGACAAUUUAUUUUUGCCCUGCUGGCAGAGCAAUGCCAGCACCUUCUCGCAGUCUGCUGAGAUCUUCCAAGAGCUGCAGCAGGAGUGUAUGAGGCACCUCAAUGUACCUGUGACCUCUACCAGCCCUGGUCUGGAGCCACACCGCCAGAUAGUCCUUACUUUUUCUGAGGACAAACCCCAGAUACCACCACGUAUCCCCAUACCACCCCGUCCAGUUAAACGUGCAGGUGGCGAUUAUGCUCGCUGGUCUGAUGAGCUGUCUCCAAUCUCUGGAAAUGAGGAUCAUAAGGAGUGUCCACCCCAGAUUCCCCCAAGAGAUCCUCUCUCUCAACCAGGCUCUCGCACGCCAAGUCCACAUGUGGGCUCCCCUCAGACUCGCAGCAGCCUCUGCUCAGCUUCCUCCAACUAUGGCCCAUCCUACCUCUCCACCUCACCUGCUAAACUAAUGCAAACCACUCAGAGCUUCGCCUCCGAUCCCAAAUAUGCUGCUCCCAAGGUCAUCCAGGCACAGGGCAAAGAUAAGGAGCCAGCCAAAGGGCCCUGCAUUCUGCCUGUCGUACGUGAUGGCAAGAAGGUCAGCAACACGCACUACUACCUCCUGCCUGAGAGGCCUCCGUAUCUGGACCGCUACAAUAAGUUCUUCAAAGAGGCGGAGAGUGGUGAGGAAAAGAAGCAGGUAAACACAGCCACUGUCAAGCCCAUGAUUCAUCAACAAGGGGAGCUCAAGUCCAAUUUCUCCUCCAAUAACACCAGCAGUCUGACGGGCUCUGGAUAUAGAGGGGGGCUGAAGAACUCUCUCAGCCUGUGCCGAGUAAGCUCUGAUGGCUCAUUUAACAGGUCUGACAGCACCAGCAACAAUGACAAAGUCAAACUGGUGCAGGAGGCUGUCCAUGUAGUAACAAUUGAAGAAUGUCAGACGGCUUUACAGAAUCACAGCUGGAAUGUACAGAAGGCUGUACACUACUUGAAGGUGGAGCAGCUCUUCUGUCUGGGCCUGAAGACAAGGGUGGAGUGUCAUAAGAUUCUAGAAUUGUGUGACUGGAAUCUGGAGUUAGCCAGCACACAACUGUUGGACUCUUAUGGCCCAGUGAAGCUGAGACAAUAAUGCAUUGGAAAAGCCCCAUGCCCUAAAAGAAUUUUGAGAGCACCAACGGCACUCUGAGGGCCAACCAGGACUCUAUCCCAGCACAUUUUACCUCCAGAUCUGACUUGUUUGUGUGUGUGUGUGUGUGUGUGUGUGUGUGUGUGAGAG